GUUCUCUAUCGUCCUGACAUGGAUUGAUGAUUAAAAUAAAAACAACCAUUUUUUACCUCUCUCCCUCGCUUCCCUUCCAACACCAACAAACCUCGCGACCCAGCAGCAGCUUCUUCAUCAUCGUAUUCUCUUCCUUUUCUCUCUCUAGGGUUUCCAUCUCUCAGGCUCAGUGGGAGGAAAACACGGGACCGGGAGCGAGCUGGCUAAUCUCCUCUCCUCCUUCAUACGCUAGGGUUCUCUUCCGAAGCUCAAGCAAGAGUGCAACAGCCAAAAGUAAAGUGUAGCGGCCUACUUCUCCACUCUGAUCGCGUUUCUGCUCCGCCGCUUCUUCUGCUCCGGCUUCCUCAGCGGGGAAUUGCGGUCAAUUCAACGGUGAUGAGUUUUCCGUGCACGACAUUUUGAUGUUCGGAAAAUGUUGUGUGGUUGCUGGUGAAUGGUUGUUGCCAUGGACCUAAAUGCUUCACCCCUGCCUGAAGACGAGGAGGAUAAUUUCGAAAAUCACGUUGAACAAUACAUUGCUCCUGACGAACGCAUUGAGAGUGGCGCUGAACUUGCACGCCGGGAGCGGGAAGAAAGGAUAAAGCGUAGGAAAACAGAUCGCGGGGAUGACGUGCACUCUUAUGCGUCUCGGCAGCUAGGGGAUAAUCAAAUUUAUCAAUCCAAACCCCAAAAGGCGUAUGAUAAAAGCAAACUCCCUCCUGGAUGGGUGGAGUGCACUCCUUCUGGUCAAGACAUAUGUGGAAUGGUUCCAUCUAAGGUUCCACUCGGUGAAAUGUACUAUGAACACAUUCCAGCUGGUAAAAGAUAUUCUUUCAAGCAAGUAAUUCAUCAACAAAGAGUUUCCGGAAGAAAACUUGGUUUGGUGAUUGAUUUGACAAAUACGACUCGUUACUACUCAACCAAUGAGCUUAAAAAGGACGGCAUCAAGCAUAUUAAGAUUCAAUGCCGAGGCCGGGAUGCUGUACCUGAGAAUGUGGCUGUAAAUCAAUUUGUCUAUGAAGUCAUGCAGUUCCUCUCGCAGCAGAAACUUUCAAAGAAGUAUAUUCUUGUUCAUUGCACACAUGGACACAAUCGCACAGGGUAUAUGAUUGUACAUUUCCUAAUGCGUACACAAUCGAUGUCUGUCACUCAGGCAAUAAUGAGUUUUGCCAAAGCACGUCCUCCUGGAAUCUACAAACCAGAGUAUAUUGAUGCUCUAUAUGCUUUCUAUCAUGAGAAGAGGCCAGAUGAUAUGUUCUGCCCACCAAUCCCAGAAUGGAAGAGAUCUUCUGAAUUCGAUCUUAAUGGUGAAGCAGUACCUGAUGAUGAUGAUGAUGACAAUUCAGUUGCUCCUUUGCAUAGCAAUCAAGAAAUUGAAGCCAAGUUGACAAAUGAUGAUGUCUUGGGGGAUGAUAUACCUUUUGACCAGCUCAAUGCACUGCGGCAUACCUGCUAUCAAAUGUUAAAGAUGACUAUGCCAGGAAGAGGACCCCCACAAUUUCCUGGUUCACACCCAGUAUCUUUGAACAGAGAAAAUUUACAGCUAUUAAGGCAGCGUUACUAUUAUGCAACAUGGAAAGCUGAUGGGACACGUUAUAUGAUGUUAAUCACAAUGGAUGGAUGUUAUUUGGUUGAUCGGAGUUUUAAUUUUCGAAGGGUUCAGAUGAGGUUUCCUUGCAAGGGUGGAAGUGAUGUUUUGUAUGAUAAGACACAUCAUUUUACCUUACUUGAUGGUGAGAUGGUUAUCGAUACCUUGCCCGACACGCAGAAGCAGGAGAGAAGAUACCUCAUCUAUGAUUUGAUGGCAAUCAAUCAUGUCUCCGUUGUAGAGCGGCCUUUCAGUGAGCGAUGGAAAAUGAUCGAGAAGGAAGUGCUUGGACCUCGAAAUGCUGAACGUCAUAAUGCCUACCACAGCAGAGAAUUCUCCUAUCGAUAUGAGUUGGAACCCUUCAGGGUUAGAAGGAAGGAUUUCUGGUUGCUUUCUACAGUCACCAAGCUUUUAAGGGACUUCAUUCCUAAGCUUUCACAUGAAGCAGAUGGACUUAUUUUCCAGGGAUGGGAUGAUCCUUAUGUGCCAAAGACUCACAAUGGCCUUUUGAAGUGGAAGUACCCAGAAAUGAACUCUGUUGACUUCUUAUUUGAGGUUAAUGCUGAUGGUCGACAGUCACUGUGUCUGUUUGAACGUGGGAAAAAGAAACCAAUGGAUGGGCAAAGAGUUGAAUUCAAAGAUGAUGCUGAUCCUUCUUCUUAUUCGGGGAAGAUCAUUGAGUGUUCCUGGGAUAAACACAAAGAGGUCUGGGACUGCAUGCGUGUUCGGACAGAUAAAAACGCGCCUAAUGAGAUCAACACAUACAGGAAGGUGAUGCGAAGCAUAACAGACAACAUAACGGAGGCUGUCUUGUUGGGUGAAAUCAAUGAGAUAAUUCGGUUGCCGAUGUACGCGGAUAGGAUAAAUAAUGACAGCAAAGCUGCAGCACGGAGAAGGUGAUUUACUUGUAGAAUGGAGUAGCUACCUUCCGUCCUACCCAUCCACCCCAUUUGUAACUGUCCACAGCUCUCUCAGGUGUAUAACAUUGUAGCCAAGCUGGUGAGAUGUUAGUUGAUUUGAUGAUCUAGAUGAGGACCCGUGACAAAAAGAAAAGAAAGGGGGGUAAAUGAGAAGGGAAGGUUGAGAGUAGUAUUAUGAUGUGCACGAUGCCCUACUGUAGGUCGGUCCAGAUUAAGAGAGGAUUAGGAAUUAGUAGCAUUCUUUUCCUUUCUCCUUUUUACCUUUUCAUUGUAUAUUAAUUUUUAGUUUUCUUCUGGGUUUCAUGUUAGUGAUUUGUAAUUUAUCUUAGAAGAUGAGAUGAGCCCUUUCCAAGUUCUAGCUUUUAGAGUAGUUGCAGGCUGAUAUUUCCUUUGGGCAUUUUUUGUUUCUGGUGUCAGUCUCGGUUGAGUUCUUGAGGGUUGGUUUCUUUUUGUUCAUUUGCAUUAUGCUGCACUUGAUUUGCAUGUUUGAUUCUGUUGGAAUUAUGGGUUAGUACUGUCACUCACUUUGCAAUUUUGAUUUUUUAUCCUUUUGAUACUGAAGGGCGACCGAAAAAAGCACUAUGAGGUAAUUGAGAACUCAAGAACUCUGGCAACGUUCUUGGAUUAAGGAUUUUCUUGUUAAGUUAGGUCCCAAGGCGAGAAUUUGUAGAAGGCGGCUUUUGCACAAACUUCCCACGAGGAAUCCUACAACUCUCCGAAUAACUCUAUCACUCCAUUUCCAAGCAAGUAUUGGCAUCUCUCUCAAGAGAUCUGGUGAGUGUUGGUGGCCUUUGAGAUUUGAGGGAGUUGCCCACCCAGCCCUGAUACCGAUUAGCCCGUAUGGUUGGUUCUAGCCAACUUAAUGGACUUGCAUUCCUCUCUUUCUAUUUGGUGAUCGGAACUUGGAAAGAUCCUACUUGUCCCGGACCUGGCUAAUUGUAUCAGACAGUCCCAGUCCCAUUGUUCUUGCCAAGUAACAUACAAGCUUUGAGAGUUUGAGUGCAAAUGUCAUGUUGGACUUUUCGACUUGUUUUCCUAUUGAACCAUCUUACGAUAUAUCUAACUUACUCCUAGAAGUCACCAUCUUCAUCAGGAU
Messenger RNA from Linum tenue, 3583 nucleotides. Lineage: Eukaryota; Viridiplantae; Streptophyta; Magnoliopsida; Malpighiales; Linaceae. The record is from the annotation of a GenBank genome assembly.